Molecule: messenger RNA, 690 nt
Organism: Penicillium alfredii
Lineage: Eukaryota; Fungi; Ascomycota; Eurotiomycetes; Eurotiales; Aspergillaceae
Product: RING finger protein
Exons: 2
Coding region: 1-690 (229 amino acids)
Molecular function (GO): zinc ion binding
Source: RefSeq, a predicted model, not a curated record
AUGGCUCCUCCCUCAGCGAAAGAUGGAGGAUUCGGUUAUAUCGACAUACUACCGCCUUAUGACCUACUACGGCCACCAUCAUACCAUACCGCCAGUCAAGAGAUAUCAGGCAACAAUCUUCGAGAGAAACAGGUGCCUUGGGAGGUCGCACCCACUCAUCCGGCCACCUUGGCUGUCGACAACACUAGCAGUGAAUCGCACUCUGUUCGAAUCCACAGUUUCAGCAAGAUACCUACCCUUGAGGAUGUGGAGUGCCGUAUCUGCCAUGGUGAAUAUCGGGAUGAGUCCGUGAUUUUACAAUGCGAAGACUGCACCAACAUUGUUCACUUGGGAUGUAUGGAGGAUUGGCUCGCCAAUCGGUCACCGGUGAACCGCGUCUCAUGCCCAAUAUGUCGGGGUCAGCAAGCAUUUAACACCUUCCAUUACACCGGCACCGAAGCGGGUAACUUUCCAGGUUCAGUUUCGAGAGAACGUAAUUCAGACCAUUUUUCAUCCCCUGAGCGCCAUCCCCAUCCAUUGAGGUCCCUCCGAAAUCCCUCUGUGGACCGUUCUACCCAAGACCCUUACUCUGGGAGAGAAAGGUCGCAGACUGCCGCUCGCGGGACUCGCUCCGCAGACUCGUCUUCCCAGCAAUCCACACUGCGUCGAUCAACUCGACGACCACGGUACCCGGAUUGGUUUCGGCCGUAG